CGCAACUCGCAGUCAUAAACAAAUAUUCGUGCGAGGUGGUCGUUUGAUCGGUGUAAAUUUUUUGCAGUAAACUUUUUUAGUACUUAAAGUGUACUCUUAAAAAUAUAAAUAAGUUUAUAAUAUAAAGUUCAAUGGCACAGGUACAGGGAUUGGAUCCACAUUUUGGAGAAGAUGUUCCAAAAAAUUUAUUGGAUUUUUCGGAAUCAUCUAUACGGAGAGGAUUUAUUCGUAAGGUAUAUGCCCUUGUUAUGUGCCAACUCCUAGUAACAAUGGGUUUUAUAUCCAUUUUCGUCUUUUACAAACCGACGCAGCUUUUCGUAGAGACACACACUUAUAUUAUAUGGACGUCGUUCGUAGUUGUUUUUGUGACAAUUAUCGCAAUGGCCUGUUGUGAGUCGGCGCGUCGGAAAGCACCAAAUAACUUUAUAUUCCUGUUCAUAUUUACCGUCGCCAUGAGCAUUCCGCUGGGCUUCGUUUCCAGUAAAUUUCAAGUUAAAGAGGUGUUUAUAGCAUUAGGUGUUACAGCCACUAUAUGUCUGGCCCUGACCAUCUUCGCGUUUCAAACGAAAUGGGAUUUCACUUUGUGCGGUGGCUGGCUCAUAGCUGCAUUGACGGUUCUAGUAACGUUCGGUUUCAUGAUGUUAUUUCUACCAUAUAACAACAAAUUAAAUCUUCUAUACUCUGGUGUGGGGGUUCUGCUAUUCUCUAUGUACUUAGUCUAUGAUACACAGAUUAUGAUGGGAGGAGAACACAGAUAUAGCAUUUCACCAGAAGAAUACGUUUUCGCCGCUUUAAAUAUAUAUUUGGAUAUUAUCAAUAUAUUUAUCAGGAUUCUUCGAUUGAUUCGCUAUUGAUUAGCUUCUUCAGACUCGAAUAUUGGCGAACUCUUAUUUCCUACAUCAUGUCAAUUUUCGCUUAAUACAGUGUAAACUCUUUAUAUAACGAAUUUCAAGGGACCGAGCAUUUUCUUUCUCGAUAUAGGGAAUAAAAAAAAAACAAAUUUAACCAAUUUCAAUAAUUUCUAAUUUUAUUACUAUCAAUAGGUAAAUUAUUCUAAGCACAUAACGCUUUUCUUUAACUGGCUAUCUUGACAGCUUCACAGCUUGUUUACGACUGAUAAUACACGAUAGGUGACGGUGGUGCGUUUAGUAACUGAGACCAAAAUUUCUGCAGGCAAUGUAAUCUAAGAAUAAUGGCACACGUGUUAAUGCAAUUAACAAUAACAAAGGCGAGACGGCUGUUUAUUACCUCAAAUGUCUUAGAAGUUUCGACACCUCAAAAGUUUACUUUUGUAAGCUGAUUAUAAAAACAAUUUCACUUAAGUAUGUUGUUGAUGUUUAAAUAUGAAAAUAUUUCUUCGUUAUUGAGACUGCUGUUGCGUUAUAAAGACAUAAUUAAUGUAUCCAGGGUUUUGUGUUAAACCAAACAAAUGUAACUAUUUCUACGUUAUAGUGGGUUUUUAUACUGUACUUAUAAAUUAGUGGUUAUUCUAGAUCCAAAUCCCCUUAAAUUCAAAGACAAGUUUAAGUGUGAAGUCUUCCAUGUGUCAAAAUAUGUUCAUAGCAUUAGACCGAUACGUUUAACUUGUCUCUGAAUCUAUAGUCGUAUUUUUAAUUAGACGAAGCCAACUGACAGUAGCUAAUGUCACUUUGUAAAAUAAUGUUGCCAUAUUUAAAGUAAUAGUGAUGCGUUCAGUUC
Pieris napi is the source of this 1698-nucleotide messenger RNA. RefSeq names its product protein lifeguard 2-like. Bases 132 to 854 code for a protein of 240 amino acids. Lineage: Eukaryota; Metazoa; Arthropoda; Insecta; Lepidoptera; Pieridae. The record is from RefSeq and is a predicted model, not a curated record. The transcript has 6 exons. Gene Ontology annotation, cellular component: membrane.